CCCCCCCCGCGCCGCCGCCUCCCCCUUCCCCUUCUCCCCUUCCCUCCUUCUCCUCCCCCGCCUCCCGCUGAUCCCCCCCCCACGGCCUUCGGGGGCCCCGCGGGACCGGCCCCGGCGGGAGGGCGGCUCGCCCGGCCCGGCCCCCUCCCGCUGCCGCCGGAGAUCUUUCUUUCAAUAGUAGCUUUGAAAAUGAAGGUCAGAGGGUUCAGCGGGUGAAGAAGAACUGAACGCCCCAAAGGGUCAGCUCUGAUUUCAGAUACAGUAUCUAAAGGCAUUUGUGCCUGAAGCCACAGAAGAUAGAUGGACAAGCCAAGCAACUUCUGACUCGGCAUCAUUUUCUGGGGCAAAAUUAGAUGGCAAUGUAUCCUACAAGGGUGUCCGGUGAGGAAUGCAAUGGGAUCAAUAACAUGUCGGCGGAGAGCGGCCCUGGAACGAGACUGAGGAACCUGCCGGUGAUGGGGGAUGGACUGGAAGCCACCCAGAUGUCUACGACGCAGUCGCAGGCUCAGCCCCAACAAGGCAGCACGGUGGGCGUGAAUCCCCCUCCACCAGAGACCUCCAACCCCAACAAACCCAAGCGCCAGACCAACCAGCUGCAGUAUCUGCUCAAGGUGGUGCUCAAGACGCUAUGGAAGCACCAGUUUGCGUGGCCUUUCCAGCAGCCUGUGGAUGCUGUCAAGCUGAACCUCCCUGAUUAUUACAAGAUCAUUAAGACCCCGAUGGACAUGGGAACAAUAAAGAAACGCUUGGAGAACAACUACUACUGGAACGCUCAAGAAUGUAUCCAGGACUUCAACACCAUGUUUACAAACUGCUACAUCUACAAUAAGCCAGGGGAUGACAUAGUCUUAAUGGCAGAAGCUCUAGAGAAGCUUUUCCUGCAGAAGAUCUCAGAGAUGACCCAGGAGGAGACGGAAAUCGUCAUCGCCCAGACGAAGGGCAGGGGACGCGCGCGGAAGGAAGCAGUGACAUCCAAGCCCGGCUCAUCCACGGUACCCAACACCACCCAAGCCUCCUCCCCGGCCCAGACGCCGGCGCCGGCGCAGACGCUCCCGUCGGCGCAGACGACUCAUUCCUUCCCCUCCGUCACCCCCGACCUCAUCGUGCAGACCCCGGUCAUGACGAUGGUGCCUCCCCAGCCCCCUGUGCCACCCCCACCGGCCCCCCAGGCCCCCGCGCCGCCGGCCCCGGCCCCCCAGCCCAUCCAGCCUCACCCUCCCGUGAUCCCAACGCCCGCCCAGCCCGUGAAGACAAAAAAAGGGGUGAAGAGGAAAGCUGACACCACGACACCAACGACCAUCGACCCAAUCCAUGAAUCGUCAUCGCUUCCCACUGAGCCCAAGUCCACCAAGCUGGGACCGCGGCGGGAGAGCAGCCGCCCGGUGAAGCCUCCAAAGAAGGACGUUCCAGACUCCCAACAACACGUAGUAGAAAAGAGUAGCAAAAUCUCUGAGCAGUUAAAAUACUGCAGCGGGAUCAUCAAGGAGAUGUUCGCCAAGAAACACGCGGCCUACGCUUGGCCCUUCUACAAACCUGUGGAUGUGGAAGCCCUGGGACUGCACGAUUAUUGCGAUAUCAUUAAACAUCCCAUGGAUCUGAGCACAAUCAAGUCCAAACUGGAGACCCGGGAAUACCGAGAUGCUCAGGAAUUUGCGGCGGACGUUCGGUUGAUGUUCUCCAACUGCUACAAGUACAACCCCGCCGACCACGAGGUGGUGGCCAUGGCCCGGAAGCUGCAGGAUGUGUUCGAGAUGCGCUUUGCCAAGAUGCCGGAUGAACCGGAAGAACCUGUGAUUCCAGCUUCUUCUCCCGUGGUGGUGCCACCUCCCACCAAGGUGGCUCCCCCUUCCUCCAGUGACAGCAGCUCCGACAGCUCCUCCGACAGCGACAGCUCCUCGGACGACUCGGAGGAGGAGCGAGCUCAGCGCUUGGCCGAGCUCCAGGAGCAGCUGAAAGCCGUGCACGAGCAGCUGGCAGCCCUGUCCCAGCCCCAGCAGAACAAACCAAAGAAAAAAGAGAAGGACAAGAAGGAGAAGAAGAAGGAGAAGCACAAAAAGAAGGAAGAGCUGGAAGACGCCAAGAAAAGCAAAGCCAAGGAGCCGCCACCCAAGAAGGCCAAGAAGAGCAACAGCAACACCAGUACCUCCAGCAAGAAGGAGCCGGUGGCUGUGAAGAACAGCAAACCCCCCCCAGCCUACGAGUCGGAGGAGGAGGAGAAGUGCAAACCCAUGUCCUACGAGGAGAAGCGGCAGCUGAGCCUGGACAUUAACAAACUGCCCGGGGAGAAGCUGGGCAGGGUUGUCCACAUCAUCCAGUCCCGGGAACCCUCCCUCAAGAACUCCAACCCCGACGAGAUCGAGAUCGACUUCGAGACCCUCAAGCCCUCGACGCUGCGGGAGCUGGAGCGCUACGUCACCUCCUGCCUGCGCAAGAAGAGGAAACCUCAAGCAGAGAAGGUGGACGUCAUCGCUGGCUCCUCCAAGAUGAAGGGGUUCUCCUCCUCCGAGUCGGAGAGCACCAGCGAGUCCAGCUCCUCCGACAGCGAAGAGUCAGAAACAGAAACGGCACCAAAAUUGAAGAAAAAAGGGCAUUCGGGGCGAGAGCAAAAAAAGCAUCACCAUCACCACCACCAGCCGGUGCAGCAGCAGCCGCCGCAGCCCCCGCCAGCGCCGCAGCCGCCGGUGCCGCCGCCGCAGCCCCCGCAGCAGCCCCUGCCCCCCCAGCAGCCCCCCCCGCCGCCCCCUCCACCCCCUGUCCCCCAGCAAGCUCCUCCACCCAUCAAGUCUUCUCCUCCACCCUUCGUCCCCACGCAAGUCCCCGUCCUGGAGCACCCGCUGCCGGGGACCAUGUUCGACACCAUGACACAUUUCACCCAGCCCAUCCUGCACCUCCCGCAGCCGGAGCUGCCGCCGCACCUGCCCCAGCCCCCCGAGCACAGCACUCCUCCCCACCUCAACCAGCAUGCCGUGGUGUCUCCUCCAGCUUUGCACAACGCUCUGCCUCAGCAGCCCUCCAGACCCAGCAACCGAGCGGCCGCGCUGCCGCCGAAGCCCUCGCGCCCACCGGUCUCUCCGGCCAUCAGCCAGCAGCCCCUGCUCCCUCAGCCGCCCCUGCCCCAACCUCCCCAAGUCCUGCUGGAGGACGAAGAACCUCCUCCUCCUCCUCCUCCUCCUCCUCACCACAACCUGCCUCUGAGCGCCAGCCAGAUGCAGCUCUACCUGCAGCAGCUGCAGAAGGUGCAGCCGCAGACUCCUCUUCUCCCUUCAGUGAAGGUCCAGUCGCAGCCGCCGCUGCCGCCGCCGGCGCACCCAGGGGUGCAGCAGCUGCAGCACCAGGCGCCGCCGCGGUCGCUGCACAUGCAGCCCCUGCCCUUCCCCUCCCACCUGCCCCCGCAGCCCCCCCAGCAGCAGCAGCAGCAGCAGCAGCAGCAACACCCGCCCCCGCAGCCGCCCCCGCCGCCGCCGCCGGCCAAGCCGCAGCAGGUCAUCCAGCACCACCCGUCGCCGCGACACCACAAGCCCGACCCCUACUCGACCGGUCACUUGAGGGAAGCCCCUUCCCCUCUCAUGAUGCAUUCCCCACAGAUGCCGCAGUUCCAGGGCUUGGUCCACCAGUCGCCACCUCAACAAACAAUCCAGCCAAAAAAACAGGAGCUCAGAGCCGCCUCCGUGGUCCAGGCGCAGCCCCUGGUGGUGAAGGAGGAGAAGAUGCACUCGCCCGUCAUCCGGAACGAGACCUUCAGCCCCCCCCUGCGGCAGGACCCCCCCAAGCACCCCGAGAGCAUCAAGCCCCCCGCGCACAUCCCGCAGCGGACGGAGAUGAAGCCCAUGGAGGGGGGACGUCCUGUCAUCAGACCCCCAGAGCAGACACCCCCCCCACCAGGAGGGCAGGAGAAGGACCGGCAGAAACAGGAGCCCAAAACGCCCGUCGCUCCAAAAAAGGACUUGAAGAUCAAGAACAUGGGCUCCUGGGCAAGCUUGGUGCAGAAACAUCCCACCACUCCCUCCUCCACGGCCAAGUCCUCCAGCGACAGCUUCGAGCAGUUCAAGAGGGCGGCGCGGGAGAAGGAGGAGCGGGAGAAGGCGCUGAAGGCCCAGGCUGAGCAGGUGGAGAGGGAGAAGGAGCGGCUGCGGCGGGAGCAGGAGAGGAUGAGGAGCCGGGAGGAUGAGGAGGCCCUGGAGCAGGCCCGUCGGGUGCACGAGGAGGUUCGGCGGCGCCAGGAGCAGCAGCAGCCGCAGCCACCGGGACCGGGGUCGGUGUCGGCGGCGCCGGCGCCGCAGGCCCAGAGUUCCCAGCCCCAGUCCUCCCAGUCCAUGUUGGAUCAGCAGCGGGAAAUGGCCCGGAAGCGGGAGCAGGAGCGGAGGCGCCGGGAAGCGAUGGCGGCAACGAUCGACAUGAACUUCCAGAGCGAUUUACUGGCGAUAUUCGAGGAAAACCUUUUCUAGUGGCUCCUCCCGCCCCGAAUCUUUCAGAAAAAGGAAAAAAAAAAAAAAAACACACAAAAAAAAAACCAUAAAAAAGACAAAAAAAGACAAAAAAUUCCUUUUUUUUUUUUUUUUUCUCCUCCCUCCCCCGGCCAAAAAAAAAAAAAAAAGAAAGAAAAAAACAAGGAAAAAAAAAAAAAAGGAAAAAAACCAAAACCAACCAAACUUGGGACUCUCCGUGAAAAGUGUUAAAAAUAAACCAAGAUUCUCCGGGAUGGGUCUGGCGGGAUUGGCGGGAGCACCUCGGCCUUACCCCCCCCACAGCCUCCCCUCCUCGGAAUUCCCGGGGGUUUUUCCAUGUU
Apus apus (common swift) is the source of this 4786-nucleotide messenger RNA. RefSeq names its product bromodomain containing 4 (gene BRD4). Gene Ontology annotation, cellular component: chromatin; nucleus. Gene Ontology annotation, biological process: positive regulation of transcription elongation by RNA polymerase II; chromatin remodeling. The record is from RefSeq and is a predicted model, not a curated record. Lineage: Eukaryota; Metazoa; Chordata; Aves; Apodiformes; Apodidae.